AUGUCAGCUGUGAACCUAUUGUCUUCUUUGAGGGAGAAACCGACCGAUGAAAACCCGGAUGAUGGCUCCAACCCUGACGGUCAGGGUCUAUUUAGUACAUAUGUCAAAAAGUAUCGCGUUAUAAUUUUUUUCAUGAUGAAGGCGUUUGCCCUGCAGUGGGACGAUCAUAGCUGA
This is a messenger RNA of Spodoptera littoralis (African cotton leafworm), 174 nucleotides long. The record is from the annotation of a GenBank genome assembly. Lineage: Eukaryota; Metazoa; Arthropoda; Insecta; Lepidoptera; Noctuidae.